AUGCCCGGGACCACAGUCGUCGAGGGCAUCGAAAUCGCCCCGCAGGAGCUCGAUGAAGCGGGAUGGACGACCGCCCUCGGCAGCAAACGAAAACAACCAACGAGUACGCCGUCAUAUGGCAGGCAAUGUGUCACCAAGAAUGUGACGGCUGGCAGCCGCAUGGCCAGCUCGCCGGCCAAAAGGUUCAUGAAGCAGGUAACGGCACCCUUGAGGCUACCGAAAUUACCCAAGGACCAAAUCAAGAUCAUUGUGCGCCCCAAAGGAAGCCUCGACGUUUCCAAAACGGAUAUCAUACUCCUCGCCCAAGCCCUGACCAUGGCGGCGGCCUUGACGGAACAGCAGACUGCCGAGGACACCGUGUGCCCAAACAAGAUGCAGAACAUUUUGGUUAUCUCUACCCCUCACGAUCAAAAUGCGAGGGCAGAUGCCAGAAUCAGCAAGAUACAUACUAAGCUCGGCGUCUUUGAGGUGUCAGCCUACAUUUCUGCCCCUGAUCACACAUGCAAAGGUGUAAUAAGAAACAUAGACCCUUCAUUUGACAAAGGAGCCCUUAGGAGGAUGAUUCUGGACCCAAGAAACACUACGGUAUUAGAAGUCAGAAGAAUUAAGAACACACAGGUAGUUGUUACACUGUUCGACGGCAUGCGAGGGCCCAACACGGUCAUGUGUGGAGCCGCCCUCGUUCCAUGCUUUCUGUACAAACGGCAGAUGGAUGUGUGCUACGCGUGUGGCCACGUGGGUCACCGAGCCGACGUGUGCCCCAGUAGCGAAGAGGAAAAGAAGAAGUGCCACGGCUGUGGGAAAAUGAAGUCAUCAGAGUCACAAGAGGAGAAACACCAAUGCACACCCAAAUGUGUAGCAUGCAGCGGCCCCCAUAUCACCGGGGAUAAGACAUACAAACAACGCUACCAGAUCCCAUUUAUCGUUAGGCAUCGGCGUCGAAGACGACGACAAAUGUUGCGAAAAGCACAGAUGGCUAGCGGCGAUGGCAUCAGUAUCUCCUACGCACAAAGCUCGGUGACACCUGCGGCAGCAUAUGGUGGCUCCACACUGCGAGUCCGCUCACAAUCGAGGGGGCGCUCUCGCUCCAGGACGCGAACCGGCUCAGGGAAAGGCGGGAAUUCCAGCGCAUCCAGAUCGAGAUCCCGGUCCCGGUCUCGCUCCCAGCCCGCGAAGCGGGCCACGUGGGCCAACAAAGUCAAGGGCUCCGGCACAGCACCGUCGAUGGGAAAGAAUACCACGACGGCCAAAAGAGCGAAUGAGGAAGAACCAACCUAUAGAAGAACAAGAGGAAGAAGAUCCAAGAUGGGCAAUGUUCUGAGGAAGAGCCUCAGCAACCAGCGAUGCCUCCUGACGAAACGCGAUAAGAAGCUGAUUCGCAAAAGCUGGCGCAUGUUCUGCGAGCGGAACCCGGACUACGGCGGGCGCAUCUUCAUCGGCAUGUUCACCAAGCACCCCGAGUACCUGCAGCUGUUCCCCAGGUUCAGGGACAAGGAACUGCGCGCGCUUCGCCACGACGCCAAAUUCCGGGCGCACGCAUGCGCCGUGGGCCACCAGCUGUCGGCCAUCGUCGAGUGCAUCGAGGACGACGAGGUGUUCGUCGAGCUGAUCCGCAAGAACGCUGCCAACCACCUCCCGCGGGCCGGCGUGCGGCCCGCGAACUUCGAGAGCCUCUUCACCGCUGCGCUUGAGCAGAUGGUGGCCAGCAACAGAGCAUUCAUGACGCCAGCCACCAUGAACGCGUGGGAGAGGCUUUUCGAGAUAAUGAACACAAUUACGAGGAACGUGUACGACGAGGCCGCAGAAUUCUCGGCAACCAGCCAGGACACGUCGUCGGGAGAUGAACGCACAUCGCUCGACCCGGUCGCUGCCUUUGCUGAACUCUCGAAGACAGACGCUGCUGAUGCUACAUCUGGUUCCAGCACCGCGCUGGGACUAGUGACCACACAGGAAGCCGCCGCCGGCGCUGGUGCUUCGGAGAAACUGACCGAGGAGCGUCAGGACAGCGUUCCUGGCACUUCGAAGCCGAAUACUGCGGCGACCGCCGGAAACGUCAGCGGCAUAACUACAGGGUUGGCUAUCUUGGGCGAAGCGAACAGUGCUCCUUUAAAAAGUGCCCACUGCGACGUUGCGGACUCUUUAACGCCGUUAGCACCAGCACCUGCGGUGGACGCUGGUGGCACGCAAGCACCACCAGCCGCACAGCCUGGCUUGCGUGGUGCUGUGCGUUCGAACAAGCUAACCCAGAAGGCCAGCCUAGAUGCGCCGUCACUGGAUAACAUGAAGCCGGCUACAAUGUAACGCUUCGCCAAUCAUUGAAGCGACAAUUGGCAGUGAUGUAUGUAAUCGUACCGCCGAAUUGCCGCAAUGUGUCGCAGAGGACAUGCUCAGAGCUCGCGAAUUGCAGUCGCUUUCUUGUCUACUUUUAAUAUAUCGAACAUUUUUAUUGUGUCGUCGUAAAAA
Dermacentor albipictus is the source of this 2463-nucleotide messenger RNA. RefSeq lists its product as uncharacterized. NCBI's taxonomy places the organism in Eukaryota, Metazoa, Arthropoda, Arachnida, Ixodida, Ixodidae. Gene Ontology annotation, molecular function: heme binding; nucleic acid binding; oxygen binding. The record is from RefSeq and is a predicted model, not a curated record.